CCGCCCUCCCUCCCCCCGUCCCCUCCCACCGAGGCUCCCCAUGGACCGGAGGAUCAACUUGAGCGGCGACAUCUUCCACAAAACUCUGAGCGCCGUGUCCGGCGGCAAGAAGAUGCUGCAGGACUCGUACCGGGCCGGCGCGGACGAGCGCCAGUCGUCGUCCGGCAUCGGUUGCUUCGAGCAGGGCGACGCGGACCCCAUCCCGCCGGGAGGACUGCGAGCGGCGGCGCUGGGUCUGCCCACCGGCUCGCUGUGCGUCAAGUACGGCGAGCACGCGGCGGCCGAGAGCAGCGGCGGGGAGCAGAGCCUCGACGACGACAGCGACGGCCGCUCGUGCAGCGACGUGCUGCUGCUGGCCGACCGCAAAGGCAAAGCGGAGGGCGGCAAGAAGAGCAAAGAGCAGAAGACGCUGCGGCUCAACAUCAACGCCCGCGAGCGGCGGCGCAUGCACGACCUGAACGACGCGCUGGACGAGCUGCGCGGCGUCAUCCCGUACGCGCACAGCCCGUCCGUGCGUAAACUCUCCAAGAUCGCCACGCUGCUGCUGGCCAAGAACUACAUCCUCAUGCAGGCGCAGGCGCUGGAGGAGAUGCGCCGGCUGGUGGCCUACCUCAACCAGGGCCAGGCCAUCUCGGCCGCGGCCAUCCCGGGCACCACCGCGCUGGCCGGGCCGCCCCCCGGCUUGGGCGCCUACGAGCCGCCGCCGCCGCCGCCCGGCUACCCCUCCUUCCCCUCCUCCGCCGCCGCCGCCGCCGCCGCCGCCGCCGCCGCCGCCGCGUCGUCCUGCCCCGACAAGUGCGCGCUGUUCGGCGCGGCCGCAUCCAGCCUGCAGUGCAAGCAGUGCACUGACAAGCCUUAACCCAGCACGGCCAAGCGUCGAGACUCCGGACACACACUUUUCUAAUAUUUACAUUCAAUACUUGAUUGUGUACAGAAAGUCGUCCUUUAAGUGCUGGUGUGAAUGACUCUUGGACUUCUCUUGCUGGAGAUUUUGGCUUUUUUUUUUGUUUUUUUUUUGUGGGAGGGGACCGGACAACUUUUUACUCCACUUUUGAGAGGGAUCGAACCUCUCUGCUGCUUCCUUUCCCCCCCCCCCCCCCCCCCCCCCAAAUUUUUGUUCUCUCUUUGCGGAAUGUCACAAUUAAGUCUGCAUUAUAAUUUUUAUGUUGCAGGGGCACUGUGAGAUAUUUAAGGCAAUUGCUGAAACCACAAUUCCAUGUGUCUUUUUAUACCUAUAUAUAACUUAUUCAUUUUCUUCAUAUUGUCCAUUGCACAUGCUGGUCUUUUUUUUUUUUUUUUUUUUUUAAUAUAUUUUACUAGAUUAGAUGCUUGUCAGGUCGAACUGUGUAGAUAUACUCGAGUUAUUCUAUGAGCAGAAGGCCCGUUUGUAUGUAUUUGAGUGUUGAAAAAAAAAGCUUUAUUAAAAUAUUUUGAACAACAUACAUAAACAUGCUCAUUCCUUGCCUUUAAAAAAAUGUUAAUGUCA
Molecule: messenger RNA, 1486 nt
Organism: Phyllopteryx taeniolatus (common seadragon)
Lineage: Eukaryota; Metazoa; Chordata; Actinopteri; Syngnathiformes; Syngnathidae
Gene: bhlhe22
Product: basic helix-loop-helix family, member e22
Exons: 1
Coding region: 41-859 (272 amino acids)
Molecular function (GO): protein dimerization activity
Source: RefSeq, a predicted model, not a curated record